CGUCUGUGCGCCAUGCCGCAGUGCUGUGUCCCUCACUGUUAUAACAGGUUCGAGUCCAAGAAAAGUCUUCGGCUCUCGUUCCACCGCUUUCCCAGCGACGAGACGGAGCGGGCGAGAUGGCUGCAGUUGAUAAGUCGUGAAAACUUCACCCCAAACUACAACUCGAGGGUUUGCAGUUGGCAUUUCCCCAAUGGCAAAGCUGCUGGGCCAACGCGAUUCGCAUGGAACGAGGGGAAGUCUUUCCAGGUCAGUGCUUCUGUAUCUGAGAUGAUGUCAGAAGCUGAGUCAGUGGAGGUAGAAAGUGUUGCUGAAGGCAAGGAUGAGGUAAGCGCACGUAAAGCCACGGCUGACAAACCAGAUGCUGGCCAGCUUCCAAAGAAAUCUGCUGUGCAGCCCCUUAUGCUGUCUCCAGACUUGUUAUCUGGGCAUAGUGAGUUUGGAUGCACUAUCUGUGGUGAAAGAUGCUUCUCUCUGGCCCAGCUGGCCAAACACGUGCAGUUCCAUGAUUGUGACCGGCCAUUCCCUUGCGCCAUCUGUGGCAAGCGCUUCCUGAGCCGUAGCCACCACGCGGAGCAUCAGCGUGUCCACACAGGAGAGAGGCCUUUCCCCUGUAACCGCUGUGAGCGUGCCUUCACCACCCAUCACAAUCUGAAACGCCACCAGCUCAUCCACGACAAGGAGGAGAUGUACCGCUGUUCAGUGUGUGGGGUGCUCUUCUGCCAGGAGCACCAGCUGGGGAACAUUGGCGGCAUUAUCAGAGUUCUGAAGCAGCACAACAUGGAAAAUCUGAUUGAUCCUCGGGAGCUUCAGGAACCUGAAUCAGUGCCUAAGGCAGAACCUGCAGUAGAGACCUUACCAAAUCUAAGCCUGAAAACUAUAAUUAAAAAGGAGCCAAAUGCCAUCCAAAAGAAGAGAAAGCAUGAGCACCUUCAUUCAGAUGAAGAUUGUUCCCCUUUUGUUGAUGGGGAAGGAAAAGAGAGCCCACUGUCAUUCCAUUCACAGGUCUCUCAGAUUCAUACUAGCAAAGAGAAGGAUUUCAGUGAUUUAGGUCAUAGGACAGGGCCCAGGAUACAGAAGAUUGCUUAUGACAUUGAGAUCAUCUUAUAAGCCUGUAUAACACAUUUUUUUCUUAAACAUUCUCAAACAGCCAGCAUUUCAGUGUCUGUGUUGGGUGUGUGCUGGUAACCUUAGUGAGGUCAUUUGUAAUUUUUGAUCUGCUCCUAGUCAUUUAUUAUUAGGUCCGGCUACCUUGUAUCUGCACUUUUUGUGCAUUUUAUCAGGUCCAUUUACCAUAUAGGUGCACUUUAUAGUUGUACUGUCACAGACUGUAGUCCAUCUGUUUGUCUCCAUAAUUUGUUGGCCCCCUUUACCAUGUUCAGCAAUGGUCAGGACCACCACUGAGCAGGUGUGGUUUGGAUGGAUCAUUCUCAGCACAGCAAAGAAAUUGACAUGACAGUGGUAUGUUGGUGAGUAUAAGUGGAUCAGACACAGCAUCGUUGCUGGAGCUUUAAAACAUCGUCCACUCACAGUUCAAUCUGUUAGACACGUCUUGUUGGUUCAAUUUGUAGAUCUAAAGUCAGAGAUGGCAGCUCAUCUGUUGCUGCACAAUUUGUAUUGUUCAUCCUCUAGGCCUUCAUCAGUGGUUAUAGGAUGCUGCCCACAGGACACUUUAGGCUGGAUAUUUUUGGUUCUCAGUCCAGCAGUGACACUGAGGUGUUUAAACUCCUGCAGCACUUCUGUGUCUGAUCCAUUCUGUGCAGAAAACUCACAUAUUACUGUGUCACUGCAGAGCUGAGAAUGAUCCACCACCCAAAUAAUACCUACUCAGCAGUGGUACCUGUGGUCAUCCUGAACAUUGAUCAGUGAAGUAAAGAAAGGCUAACAAAGUAUGCAGAGAAACGGAUCGACUACAGUCUGUAAUUAUGAACCUACAAAGUGCAACUACAUGGUAAGUGGAGCUGAUCCAAUGGACAAUGAGUGUAGUGACAAGGUAGGUGUGCCUAGAUGGUUAAAUACACACAUAUUAUGAAAUGCAAUCUAACACUUUUUUGUAACUUUUGCCUUUUUUUAUAACAUGAUCAUGAAAUCAAUUCUUUGAAUUUCUUUCCUACUUUAUAUUAUCAGUUUAGUCUUUUUCCCUCCAGUCAUGUUGUAUUUUUUUUCCUCUGACACCAUGAAAUGCCUUUUUUUUUAAGUGAGUAUAAUUCUUAGAACCUUUUAUGUCAGAUAUAAAAUACUUUGUUCAUCUACUAAAACUGAGAUUAUUUUCUAAGUUUCUUGUUUUUCUUCACUGAAAGUAUGUUUACUACCAUAAGUGAAAUUAAAUACAUUUCCUCACUG
Molecule: messenger RNA, 2340 nt
Organism: Pygocentrus nattereri (red-bellied piranha)
Lineage: Eukaryota; Metazoa; Chordata; Actinopteri; Characiformes; Serrasalmidae
Product: zinc finger protein 623-like
Exons: 3
Coding region: 13-1107 (364 amino acids)
Biological process (GO): regulation of transcription by RNA polymerase II
Molecular function (GO): DNA-binding transcription factor activity; RNA polymerase II cis-regulatory region sequence-specific DNA binding
Source: RefSeq, a predicted model, not a curated record